UCCUUCGUUCUCGUUGCUACGUCGCCAAAGUCGCAAACAUGCCGUCUCUCCUUUCUUUUCGCAUGCUUCUUUUCGUCCUGUCCUUUGCGACGCAAAUUCUAGCACAGACUGCCACUUCCGCUGCAACGACUCAGCCCAGUCCAAGCACAACCAGAGCACCGAUUGGGAAUGGAACUACGACGACUCCGCCAGAUGUUCAGACCACAUCAACACCUCCAGAUGUAUAUCUGAACGUUCCGGAACUGCACGUUGGCCGGAUUGAGCUGGAUGUGGAGGAGCUACAAGCCGACAUCAACCUGAAUGCGAAGGUUGCCGGACUCGUACAGGUCAAUGCAGGCGUUCAAGUAUCAGUCCAGAAGAUCAACGUUACGAUUGCGGAUGUAGACGCAAAUCUGGAGCUCAUCGUGCGCCUCGGCCAUCUCGUGGACAUUGUGGAGCGCGUCUUCGAUUCUCUCGACCUCAACCCGCUCCUGCUCAGUCUGAUCGGCAACGUAACGAAUCUGAUCGGAGAGGUGAUUGGCGCGGUUGACGGUCUCCUUGGAUCUAUCACGCAGGGUGGGAAGACUCUAAACUUCCUGGUCGACAACCUUGGCAACAUCGUCCAGGAAGUGGUGGGAGGAGCUGAGGGUGCGCUGUCAACGAUUGUCGGUAACUACAAGCAGAACAUGACGCAAGUCGGAGACGAGAAGCAACUCGGCAACGGGCUGAUCCAGAAGACGUUCUCCUUCGAGCAACUGGGGUCCCUAGUCGAUAUCAUCUUUAACACUGCGGGACAAGUCGUCCAGGCCACGGUGCAAAAGAAGAGCGGGGGAGGAUCAACAACCACAACGCCAUCAGCUUCGACAGCAACGCCUGUAACGCUGCCCGUCAGCACGGCCGUUGAGACAUCAACAUAGCCCUCGUCAAUAGUCCCUGAAAAUAAUGUUAAUCUUUGCAUGAUGAACAACGUCAUUCGUUUGCCGCGUUCGGAGAUGAUGGGUUUCAGAAACAGCAGCUGCAUAUGCAAGUUCGCGACUGCCAAUGAACGACGUCGGCGCCAGCCGCGCGUCAGUAAAAGUGCCGAAGGAUGGAGAAUGGAAGGGGACAAGACGGCUGCCGGCAGUACGGAGCGCGUAAUUGGUGGGGUUGCUUUGCCGUUCGCGAUGA
This is a messenger RNA of Trematosphaeria pertusa, 1146 nucleotides long. RefSeq lists its product as uncharacterized. The transcript has 2 exons. The record is from RefSeq and is a predicted model, not a curated record. Bases 39 to 896 code for a protein of 285 amino acids. NCBI's taxonomy places the organism in Eukaryota, Fungi, Ascomycota, Dothideomycetes, Pleosporales, Trematosphaeriaceae.